GGGCAGCGAGCAGAGGUGAAAGGCAUGGGCAAGGCCAUGUUCAAGGGCGCUGAUGGGAAGAUGGUGGGCCUCAAGAACGUGCUUUUGGUGCCCAACCUAGCAGCCAACCUGAUUUCCGCGAUUUCUUCCAAGUGGCUCUUCAAGCGCAAGACCGACGCCGACGGCAACAUUGAGCGCUACAAGAGCAGACUUGUAGCCAAGGGGUACCAGCAGCAAGAGAAGAAGGACUACAAUGAAGUAUAUGCUCCUGUGGUGAAGGGUACAACCCUUCGAACUCUCUUCGCCGCGGCGGCCAUCAAAGGAUGGGUGGUGAAGCAAAUGGACAUUGUAACGGCCUUCCUCAACGGCGUUUUGGAGGAAGUGACCUACAUGGAGCAGCCAGAGGGGUACAAUGAUGGGAGUGGCAGAGAGGUGAUGCUGAAGCUUCAAGACAAGUUCAAGUGCAAGACCCUUGGUGACGUCAACUACUACCUUGGGCUUCACAUUGAGCGAGAUGUGGAGAAGCGGUGGAUGCGAGUGCAUCAAAAGAAGCUGCUUGAGCAGCAGCAUUGGAAGUGUUGCAAGCUUGCUGGGAUGGCUCUGAACUAAGGGGAGCAGAUUCUAAGGCCAACAAUCCGAGGGGGAGUUUGAUGGUGCAACCCUAUGGCUUGCACUCGGCUUGUCGUCCUUGUUUGUGUGUGUGCAUGCAUGGCAUGGAAUGAAUUGUGAGUCUAUGU
This is a messenger RNA of Closterium sp. NIES-67, 716 nucleotides long. The record is from the annotation of a GenBank genome assembly. Lineage: Eukaryota; Viridiplantae; Streptophyta; Zygnematophyceae; Desmidiales; Closteriaceae.